UGUGAGGUCAAAAACGCGCUCUCCGCCCGUUCUGAGGGGCUGCUGUAGUAAUGGAGGGGGUCACAGUCGGCCAGGUAUUUGAUGCGGAAUGCAUCCUCAGCAAACGGCCCAGAAAGGGAAAGUUCGAGUAUCUGGUCAAGUGGAGAGGGUGGUCGUCUAAGCACAACAGCUGGGAGCCUGAAGAAAACAUUUUGGAUCCGAGGUUACUGGCUGCGUUUCACAAAAGAGAACAAGAGAGGGAGCUUCUGUUCCAGAAAAAAGGAAAGAGGCCUCGAGGACGGCCGCGGAAGAUUCAGCCGCCGGCGCCGGCUGCAACUAAAGACAGUCGCUCCUCGUCCUCCUCGUCCUCCGGCCUCACAUCAUCUGCCUCCUCCUCGUCCUCAGAGGAGGAUGAUGAAGAAGAUCACACGAAGAAGGCGAAGGCGGCGCCCCGCAUCCACCCGGUCCCCCAGAAGAGGCCUCAGAUCCUGCUCGCCAAACCCGAGCCUCCGCGCAAGCGUGGGAGGAAGCCGCUGCCCCCCGACCUGAGGGCGCUGAGACAAGCCAAGAGCAGACCGUCUCCCCCUCCCCCUCCUCCCCCUCCCCCGCCACCCCCACGCCACCACCAGGUCCUCAGACCGUCCAGGGAGGAGACUCGCCCCGGGGUGAAGAAGCCUCUGCAGCCGGCCAGCUUCACGUACACCGGGCUGAGCCGGAGCUCCAGAGAGGAGGCCGCCGCCGCCGCAGCCUCUCAGACCUCCUCCAGCUCCUUCUCUCAGACCGCCGCCUCCAAAUCUGGAUCGUUGAGCAGCAUGUGGACGAGCCGCUCGAUGUCCCCGUCCUCCUCCUAUAAGACCAGCUCGUCUUCUCACAGCAAGAACUCGCUGUCCGAGCUGAAGCGCUCGCACUCGGACACGUCGGGCGGCAGAGAUGGCUUCAAAGCGUCCUCGCUGAAACAGGGAGGAGGAGGAGCGAUGAUGCACGGCGGCUUCGGUCAGACGGCGGCGCGCUCCUCUCUGAGUCAGAGGAGGCAGGAGGGUGGCGGAGGUCCGACGGCGUCGCUUCAACACAAACAGCAGAACUCUAGCCAGUCCAAAAUGGCGUCCUCGCUGACGCCUCGAGACCGAGCGAGUCAGGCGCUCAACCUGCGAGCGCUCAACCUGCAGAGCGUCGGCAAGACGGUGGCCGGAAGCAACGCGGCUGUGGCGUCCAGGACGAGCCUACGGAGCGGCGGCGUGAUGGUCAAAGCGGGCGGUUUGAAAGACACUCGAGCGGCGUCCGUGCAGCGCUCCAGUGUGCCAGCGGGCGGAGCCUCAGAGCAGGGCAGGACGAGGGAGGAGCGGAGGAGGGAGACGUCAGCGGAGGGUAAGAAGCUGGCGGGGAGCAGCGGCGGGCGACACGAGGAGCGGAAACACAACGUGCAGACGCGCAGCCUGAACGAACUCAGCACCGGGGACUCAGACGAGACCAGCAGCAGCGAAUCAGAGCACGGCGCCGAUCUGUUCCCAAACAACAGCCGGCCGAGCUUCGGCGACGACGCCACAGAGUCGGACACGGAGACGGACUGGCGGCCGGCCCACAGCCUCCUGGAGCAAGUGUUCGUCACGGACGUCACCGCCAACUUCAUCACGGUGACGGUGAAGGAGUCGCCGACCAGCGUCGGAUUCUUUAACUCCAGGAAUCACUGAACGCCGUCGGAGACGAACAAUCAGAAACAAACUCUUCUUCAGCUCUCAGGGUUCCUACAGCGCUCACUCCCAGCUCGCCACAGAAACACGCUCCAAAUGUUCUGGAACUUUUUUUUAGAGUCCAAACAGACGAACGGCGUUCCUGAGGUUUCAGCCAAUCAGAGACGCAGCAGAGGGAUCGGAAGUUUGUUGAUCCGGUAUUUUGUCAAAACCACGUAGGAACCCUGAUGUUUAGACCCCGUUUACGCCUGACGUGUUCACGUUUUCACAAACGCACUCCUUCAGGAGGACGCCGAAAUCCUCCGAGGCAAGUCUACGUCUCGUGCAGACGGUCUACGUCUCGUGCAGACGGUCUACGUCGCGUGCAGACGGUCUACGUCGCGUGCAGACGGUCUACGUCGCGUGCAGACGGUCUACGUCUCGUGCAGACGGUCUACGUCUCGUGCAGACGGUCUACGUCGCGUGCAGACGGUCUACGUCGCGUGCAGACGGUCUACGUCUCGUGCAGACGGUCUACGUCGCGUGCAGACGGUCUACGUCGCGUGCAGACGGUCUACGUCGCGUGCAGACGGUCUACGUCGCGUGCAGACGGUCUACGUCGCGUGCAGACGGUCUAUGUUCGUCACCAAAUUCCCUUAACUUCAGUUUUGUUCGUCGAUGGUUAACCCGCCCGCCCUCUGAUGUCAGGAUAUCCGGCGUGUUCGUGGUCGUAUUAAAAGGCGUAAACGGGGUCUAAACUCACGGAUGGAUGUUCGACGCCGCCUCUCCAGUGCCUCAGGUUCCUCUCAGAGACUUUCGAGCUCACUGCCUCCGUUCAGCCGUCCGUGACGCUUCGUUUGAGUCGUACAUUCUCGUUCUUUCUUUUGGACCUUUUUUUCCAAACUGAAUCUGCGGCGUUCUGCGGGACGCCAUGUUUUAUAAAAAAACAAGAACUACUCAUCAAGCGACUGAAAUGUUUCUCUUUGGACCAAAGUUUGAUGAAUGUGAACGAUCUGCACUACACACAGCUUCAUCUCGUCACAGCUUUUAUAACAUGUAAUACUCGUCUGUCUCGGUGUCUUUUGGCGGUGAAAUAUUUGUUAAUUUAUAUUUGUAAAUAUGUUUUUUUUUUCUCUGUGAUAAAUAUCUGGUGCUCAUGUUUGGCCGACUAGCUUCAGAUCGUGUAGCCCGUGUGCCUCUCUGACAUUUUCAAAAUAUCUGAAAUAAAACCAGAAUAAAUAUCUAAUCAAUCA
Labrus mixtus (cuckoo wrasse) is the source of this 2899-nucleotide messenger RNA. Its product is annotated as chromobox protein homolog 2-like. The record is from RefSeq and is a predicted model, not a curated record. Lineage: Eukaryota; Metazoa; Chordata; Actinopteri; Labriformes; Labridae. Gene Ontology annotation, cellular component: heterochromatin; PRC1 complex. The coding region runs from base 51 to 1667 and encodes 538 amino acids. The transcript is spliced from 5 exons. Gene Ontology annotation, biological process: negative regulation of transcription by RNA polymerase II.